Macadamia integrifolia is the source of this 1055-nucleotide messenger RNA. RefSeq names its product MADS-box transcription factor 23-like. NCBI's taxonomy places the organism in Eukaryota, Viridiplantae, Streptophyta, Magnoliopsida, Proteales, Proteaceae. Gene Ontology annotation, biological process: positive regulation of transcription by RNA polymerase II. The transcript is spliced from 9 exons. Gene Ontology annotation, cellular component: nucleus. The record is from RefSeq and is a predicted model, not a curated record. Gene Ontology annotation, molecular function: DNA-binding transcription factor activity, RNA polymerase II-specific; RNA polymerase II cis-regulatory region sequence-specific DNA binding; protein dimerization activity. The coding region runs from base 213 to 932 and encodes 239 amino acids.
UUUAAAGACCUCAAAACCGCUUGUCCCCUUUCCUUAAAAAGCUGUUAAUGCCAAAAAAGGACACCAAACAGAAGAACUCAUCGUAUGUCAAAAAAGCUCUGGUCUGGUGUGGCCGCCAUUAAAGAUCUUAGACACUGAACUACUCUCUUCUUAACACAAAUCUAGAGAGAGAAAACAAGAGAGUGAAACCCUAGGUUUCUGAAUCCGUACCGAUGGGGAGAGGAAAGAUCGUGAUCCGAAGAAUCGACAAUUCGACUAGCAGACAAGUGACUUUCUCGAAGAGAAGGACUGGAUUGCUGAAGAAAGCUAAGGAGUUAGCGAUCCUAUGCGAUGCCGAAGUUGGUUUAAUGGUCUUCUCCAGCACUGGAAAGCUGUAUGAUUUCGCAAGUACCAGCAUGAAAUCAAUAAUUGAACGAUACAACAAAGCAAAAGAGGAGCAUCAUCAACUGCUGAAUCCGACUUCAGAAGUCAAGUUUUGGCAAAGGGAGGCUGCUAGCUUGAGGCAACAACUGCAGAACUUGCAAGAAAAUCACAGGCAACUGAUGGGAGAAGAGCUAUCUGGUUUGAGUGUCAAAGAGCUUCAGAAUCUGGAGAAUCAAUUGGAAAUGAGUAUCCGUGGUGUUCGUAUGAAGAAGGACCAAAUGUUAACAGAAGAAAUACAAGAAUUAAACCGGAAGGGAAACCUCAUCCAUCAAGAAAAUAUGGAACUGUAUAAGAAGGUAAACCUCAUUCGUCAAGAAAACAUGGAAUUAUACAAGAAGGUAUAUGGAUCAAGGGAUGUAAAUGGAGCAAACAAAAGCUCCCUUAUUCCACAAGGUUUUAGAAUUGGAGAGGACUUGCAUGCACCUGUCCAUCUCCAACUAAGCCAGCCACAGCAGCAGAACUAUGAGACACCAGCAAGAGCUACCAAGUUGGGACUACAAUUGCAUUAGAGAAAUGGGAUGAUGAGCUGUGGACCAACAUGACACUCAAUUUAGUCUGUGAAUACCCACAGUAACAAAAAUUAUGCUUCUACCUAGCAGUGAUCUGUGGUAAAUGAGCACUAAAUAUUUUCU